Molecule: messenger RNA, 1578 nt
Organism: Komagataella phaffii GS115
Lineage: Eukaryota; Fungi; Ascomycota; Pichiomycetes; Pichiales; Pichiaceae
Product: High-affinity zinc transporter of the plasma membrane
Exons: 1
Coding region: 1-1578 (525 amino acids)
Biological process (GO): zinc ion transmembrane transport
Cellular component (GO): plasma membrane
Molecular function (GO): zinc ion transmembrane transporter activity
Source: RefSeq, a predicted model, not a curated record
AUGAAUUUGAAAACUUGGAUUACUGUGUUUAUUGCAGUAGCUCAAAGUGCUACAGUCACUGUGACCAGUACAGGCGACUUCAGAAUCGGUGGUCUCGUCACCACUGCUCCUGCUGGCACAACGGCCGCCGCAACAGUGGCAACCACCACAACUUAUGCUGGAGGAGUCUACGAGGUUGAUAUUGCAAGCGAGGAUGGUCAUGAUGAUCACGACCAUGAUGAGCAUGACGAUCACGACCAUGAUGAGCAUGACGGUCAUGACCAUGGCAGUGCCUCUACCACAGCAACUGGGCAAACUACUGCUGUUACAGAUUGUCACUUCCACGAAGAAACACAGUACUGCGUUAACGGUGACAAGGCUGAAGGUUAUAUUGUUCCUGCCCCUACGGAAACUAGUAACGCACCAGAGGAAUACACCGGCUGUCACUCUCACGGUGCCGAAACUUAUUGUUUGAGAGAGGAUGGAGAUGAAGUCCAAUUUGUUUCCCUAGGAGCUGAAGCCAGCAGCGAUGAACAGGAGGAUGCUGCUGAGUUUGGAGGUGCUGUAGGUGUUACAUGUCAUUUCCAUGCUGGUGUGGAACACUGUGUUGAUGCAAACGGUAAUACUGUCAACAGAAGCGGAGCUAGUGCAUGUAGUGCCCCAGACCAUGAUUACAAUAUUCCCCUUAGAAUCGGAUGUCUGUUUGCCAUUCUAGCUACAAGUGCAAUAGGUGUCUACCUUCCUAUCCUAACAAAUAAGUUCCUAAAUUUCAGCUUGACUGGUGUGAUCUUCACAGGUUUCAGACAGUUUGGAACAGGUGUGAUUAUUUCGACCGCAUUUGUGCAUUUAAUUACCCAUGCUGAAAUGAUGUGGUCUAAUGAGUGUAUGGCUCCACUUGACUAUGAAGCUACUGGUACCUCAAUUACCAUGGCUGGUAUUUUCCUCUGUUUUGCUAUAGAAUAUUUCAUUAAAAGAAUUGCUCUAGCCAGACUCAAGAAAGCAGAUGCUGAAAACGCCCAAGAAGAAAUCGAAGUGACUGACGAAAAUCCAAAAGAGAACGAGCUAAGUGAUUCUUCGUCUUCUCUAGAAAGAGGUGGAACCGUGCCUGUUCCACCACUCAGCAGAAAAAUUUCCGUUAUUAUGUUGGAAGCCGGUAUUAUUUUCCACUCCAUCCUACUUGGUGUCACAUUGGUAGUUGCUGGUGAUUCUUUCUUUAUUACACUGUUCAUCGUUAUCAUUUUCCAUCAAAUGUUUGAGGGUUUUGCCUUGGGAACCAAGAUUGCCGAACUGAAUAUGGUCUCACUCUGGUAUAAACUCCUUAUGGCUCUUGCUUUUGCCCUUAUUACUCCUAUUGGUAUGGCAAUUGGUAUUGGCGUGUUGAGUAGAUUCAAUGGUAAUAGCUCUUCAACGUUGAUUGCGUUGGGUACUCUUGACUCUUUCUCUGCUGGUAUUUUGAUCUGGACCGGUUUGGUAGAGAUGUGGGCCGGUGACUGGAUAUAUGGAGCAUUAGUCAACGCCAACUGGCUGAACACAACCGUUGGAUUUCUAUCUCUUAUUGCUGGUAUGAUACUGAUGAGUGUGCUUGGUAAAUGGGCAUAA